AUGAGGAGGUGCGGCGGGGAUGCAGCGGCGGCGGCGGCGGCGGAGGAGCUGGAGACGGAGGGCGAGAGGCAGCUGAAGCGGCUGCUGCGCCACCAGCUGGAGACGGCGGCGUCGCUGGAGCAGUGCGUGGCCAAGCGGCACCGCUUCACGCCGGCCACCGUCUACCGGCCCUUCGGGAAGGAGGCGGCCGGCGCCCGCAGCUUGCCGGAAUUCCGGGCGCUGCAGGAGAGCAGCGGGGAAGCGGCCUCCCUGCAGGAGCUGGGCCUUUCCGACGCCGAGAUCCGCCUCUGGAGGCAGCGGGACCAGAAGAGCCCUGGGCUUGGGGCAGCGCCGGAGGCCACCCAGGACAGGAUCCGAGCCAUCCAGGAAAAGAUGGCCGAGCGCCAGCGCAUCCUCUCCCUGCCGCAGCACUUUGCGGGCAGCAAGUCCCUCAGCAGGCGCGAGAUGGAGAUUGAGAAGGCGCUUUUCCAGGGAACGGACCGCCAUUCCUUUCUGCGGAUGUUGUAUCGCCAAGAUGAAGCUCGGCCGGAGGUUGCCCCUGAGACGGGCCCAACGGCUCCGCUGGACACGGUUUAUCGGGAGCUCCUGAGCGAACCGUUGUCAAGCCAGAGGCCACCGGAACCAUCCAGGUCUCCCCAGAAGGUGCCUGAUCCAUCUGGCUUUACCCCCUUCAGUAGCCUUGGAGUGGCUCCCCCAGCCCCGGAGCCCGUGAUGGUGACGGAGCCCGUUGCGUGUGUGCCGGAAGAGGAGAUUCUCCAGAACCGCCUUUCCAAAGAAGAAAUCCUCCGGAUCCCCAGAUUUUCCUCUUAUAGCCCAGGGGAGCCAAGCCAGGUGCUGUACGUGAAAAAUCUGAGUCGCAGCGCCACAGUGAAGGACCUGCUGCCCUUGUUCUCCCGCUUCCAAGAGAAGGAUGCCACCCCCCUUCGUCUGCGCCUGCUGAGCGGGCGCAUGAAAGGCCAGGCCUUCCUCACCUUUCCCACCGUGUCCCAGGCCCAGGAAGCCUUGGAGCUGCUCAACGGGUUCCUCCUGCGAGGGAAGCCGCUCAUCCUCGAGUUUGGCCGGAGUGGGAAGCCGGCUUCCGCCCUGGGCCCCGGAACCAACUCUGCACUCCGGGAGAACGGCGGACAGUCGGACAAAUCCUACAGCGUUGGGGUAGCUUGA
Molecule: messenger RNA, 1161 nt
Organism: Thamnophis elegans (Western terrestrial garter snake)
Lineage: Eukaryota; Metazoa; Chordata; Lepidosauria; Squamata; Natricidae
Gene: RBM41
Product: RNA binding motif protein 41
Exons: 7
Coding region: 1-1161 (386 amino acids)
Biological process (GO): mRNA splicing, via spliceosome
Cellular component (GO): U12-type spliceosomal complex
Molecular function (GO): pre-mRNA intronic binding; U12 snRNA binding
Source: RefSeq, a predicted model, not a curated record